UCAGAAUGCGAUUACUUCUUGCAUAAGAGGCUCACCCGAAUCACCCUUUGACCUUGCUUUAUUCCCCACCGUACGAGUCAACUUAUACAUGCGACGCGUGCGGUGAGUAUGGAUCCGGAUUCAAUUACAACUGCUCUACCUGCCAGUACGAUGUUCAUGUCGGGUGUGUGUCCAUGCCUGAGUCUGUGGAGCGUGAAGGACACGCGCAUCCGCUCUCAUUGCUCUACCGUUCUCCUUACCAGAACGGUUUGAUCUUUAAUUGUGAUGUUUGUCAAGAAACUGUACCGGAUAACCUCUGGUCUUAUUACUGCAAGGAAUGUGAUUAUGGCACGCAUUUACAUUCUUGCGCGGUAGAGGAGGAAGAAGAGGAAGAAGAGCCAAAAAGAGGAGGAGGAAGCACAAACAACGGUGGAAAUAAAGGAUCAGGAAGGGGGUCAGCGGCUUCGGAGUUAGCAGCAAUGUUGGAAGCACAAAGGGAGAUGGAGAGGAUGCAGAUAGAGUUACAUAUGGAGAUGCAAAGAGCUAAAAUAGCGAAGAAAGCGAGAAAGGCUUGUCUCAAAUUGAUCUAAUUAAUUAAAAAAAAGUUAAGGUUUAUCUUAUAAAUAAAAAAAAAACUUGUACUGAUCAUAUGAGAUACGUCGUUUCUCUCGAGCUAUCUCUUCAGGAUUUGUUGAUGCUUUAAAAACUCGUUUAAUUGUUUCUUGUGGAUUUGGACGUUCUUUGUUUUUUUUCAUUGAAUUCUUGCAAGCUUUCAUGUUUUGUUAUUAUGUAUUUCCUUUGAAUAAAAAAAAGCCUUUUCACUUUA
Molecule: messenger RNA, 805 nt
Organism: Camelina sativa (false flax)
Lineage: Eukaryota; Viridiplantae; Streptophyta; Magnoliopsida; Brassicales; Brassicaceae
Source: RefSeq, a predicted model, not a curated record